This is a messenger RNA of Mercenaria mercenaria, 2044 nucleotides long. RefSeq lists its product as uncharacterized. The record is from RefSeq and is a predicted model, not a curated record. The transcript is spliced from 4 exons. NCBI's taxonomy places the organism in Eukaryota, Metazoa, Mollusca, Bivalvia, Venerida, Veneridae. Bases 88 to 792 code for a protein of 234 amino acids.
GAAUAAUGAUCCUUCAUUUAUUUGUCUGAGAUGAAAAUAUAUUAUCAUUGAAGGCAUUGUUGAAAACAACCCUGUACAAGAAAGAUUAUGUUGAAGACAGUAUUGGCAUCGCUCCUGUUUGUUCCACUUUCGAUGAGUCUUUCAAUGGACAAUUAUGGCGUAGAAAACAUUUGUGACACAUCGUAUGACGUCAUAAUUGACGAAUCGGCAACGCGGAGCAUCUUGCAUUGUUCUGCACUCUGUUCGAGGUCGAUGUUCUGCCAAUCUUUUAUAUAUAAUAAACAGACAAAAUACUGCAUUACAUCUCCCACCUACUUGAAUCAGACUGACACCGGAUGCGGAAAUGACAUAAGAUACGGUUAUUCACUUUCUCCGCCGCCGAUUUCUAUGGGUUUACCAUGUGAUGUGAAUGCAAGUUGCACAGCCCCACUGACUGAGUGCCGAGAUGGAAUAUGUCAGUGUAUACCUACUUAUGUCUUUAACUAUUCCAAUCUGUCUUGUAUUUUCAUCAAAAAUUGCGCUGAAUAUGGAACUACCUACCAGACAAUGGUAGAUGAAGAAUUCAAAACAAAUGAUUUAGAAAGACUGGAUGGUAUAACAGAAGACGAAUGUGCUACAUAUUGUGCCACAACUACUAGCUAUACAUGCAGACUGUUUUAUUACGACAUUAAGUAUUCCAAGUGUUACUUGUACGAUCUAGAGACGAUCCCGGCGUCAGAGGUGGCCGGAAAUUACGACCCAGAGAAUGGUUGCAUUCUCUAUCAGCGUGACUGUGCUAUGCCUUACGUCUAACUACAUAUCUUAUACAACAUCUGCUUGCAAUCUGCAAGGAGUGUUACAUAGCACUUCAACUUGUUUGUCAUGGAAACAAUAUUCACGUCGAAUCUAUAUUUGCCUAUAUAUGUAUUUGAAGACUCGUUUCAAUACAGUGCUUAUGAAAAAAAGUGACAAUGUAAAUAGCGACAUUGGUUAUAAAACUACCAAAAUCUAAUUACUUUUACAAUCAAGUUCUUCAAUUCAAUUAUUAAUCUUAAUGAGCACAUGCUCAUUGUCAAAAGUUGCGUUUUGUACUUGCGUUUUCCAUUUUUCUAUGUGAAAAAUUGUAAGAAAAUUUUAUGGUUUGAAUGAACAGAAACAUUUCUUCAAAGCAUAGUACUGUAGAUGAAAUUAUCAUUAUUAUUACACAUUUAUAUAUCACUCUUUUCGUGCACAUGUACACAUUCAAAAGUUUUUUUUUCAGAAUACAUUGCAAAAAAUACAACUACAAUUUCAACACUAGCAGAAAAAAUGCCUUUUAACGUUUAACAAAAAGAUGAAUGUAAAACACACAUAUAUAUAUCUUCUUCUUUCUUAACCUAUCCUGCGACGUACCAUAUGAUCUUUUAUCACAUGUUUGACGUGCCAUGAGGGUGAAAUAAAUCCAUUAAUAAUAAGAACUGAGUUCACUUUUCACAUAUUUUUACUUUCCCUUUAACAGUAACAUUAAAAUAUAUACAUUAUUGAUAUCUCACAGGUACCAUAUAAAUAUCUCUCAACAAAAAAGAAUUUUAACAAAAUUUAAUUCUUACAAAAUUAUAAUAUCUGUCAUGUGUCUACGAAUCGGAUAGAAAUAUCCGUCCCGAGGGCACCUGCGCAUUGGGCGGUAAUGAGGCUUGCCGUUGUUUGUUUAAAUGUACAAAUUUAAAUGAAAUGAAAUGUACGGUUCAUAAAAGUGUAGGUGAAAAACUGCGAAAACUCGAAAGUUUUCGUAAUUCUGGAAACUAGAACCUGAUCAACCAUUAAGUUUCAUGUAAAUAUACGAAACCAUGACUGAAUUUUGCCAUUCUCUAUUAAUUUACUGCUAAUACAUAUACAAAUUCUACGCCAGAAAACGGUUGGUUUUAGCAUAUGAUUUUAAAAAUUAGGAGACAAAUUUCUUGCGCUCAUUUUACAUUUCGGCAAGGACGGUCACCUGUUUUUACCAAAUUAGUUUUAAAUUCAAUUUAGAAUAAAUUUUUAAAGCAUAUUCUGGAAUAAUUAAAAGUCAGAUAUCUGUGUCUUUGUG